AUGCUGGACUACCUGCCGCAGUGGCUUCGAGGAGCACCUUCAGAGCAAGAGAAGCCAGCCCCUGACAGCAGCGAACGGGACAGUCUCCAGGUUCAGGUGCAGCUCCACGAACCUGAGAGCGAGGAUGCUGAAACGACUCCCAAGGCGACAGCUACUGAAGCAAGCUCGAGCGUGCCGACCUUAUUCCUCAACGGUGAUCGGCAUAAUGGUAAAAGCUCCAGCGGAUCCGUUGCAAGUAACCAGUCGGCACCUGCGAAGCCAGUCCUCGAACCGCCGGCGCCAUUGACUGCUAAACCCAUGACAAAGCAAUCGAACGCAGCAAGUCUUAUGCCACCACCCGCGAGACCAUCCAUGGCACCACCACCAAGCCCAGCAUCCGGCCUCCGUGUCCCCUCAACAGGUCCUUUACCGAACCGUGGGCCCCCACCCCACAGCCAGCAGCGUGUAAACAGUGGCAACUCUCUCGCUCCAACCAGCACCACAUCAACUCCAAACCCUCGCGGCAAAGUCCUGCUCUCCCCUGGCCACUCCCCUAUGGACUGGGCAGCUCUCACUCGCAAAUCAAAUCUCAGCGGCGUCAGCACGUUCCAGCGCGUCACACCCAGCAUGCUUAAAAAGAUGACUGGCCGCAAAGGCAAGCCCGCGUGGAGUAGCUGGCAGGGCAAGGUGUACAACAUCACGCCUUAUCUGGAUUUCCACCCGGGCGGGAGAGAUGAGUUGAUGAAAGCGGCUGGGAGAGAUGGGACGAAGUUAUUCAUGGAGGUCCAUCCGUGGGUUAACUGGGAGAAUAUGCUGGGUUCUUGCAUGGUUGGUGUCAUGGUGUCAGAGGGUUCAGGCGGCGAGGGAUCGCAGCUGGAGGACAUUGAUUGA
This is a messenger RNA of Saxophila tyrrhenica, 870 nucleotides long. RefSeq lists its product as uncharacterized. Bases 1 to 870 code for a protein of 289 amino acids. NCBI's taxonomy places the organism in Eukaryota, Fungi, Ascomycota, Dothideomycetes, Mycosphaerellales, Extremaceae. The transcript has a single exon. Gene Ontology annotation, molecular function: heme binding; cytochrome-b5 reductase activity, acting on NAD(P)H. The record is from RefSeq and is a predicted model, not a curated record.